UUUCUUCCCUAUUUUUUACAUCAUUGUCCGACGUGCACCUCACCAUGGACGAAGAUGUAGAUAUGGAUGCUCCACAGAUAUCGACACUCAGGGAAGAGGUUACACCCCCGCCUCCUCAGCGUACGGGGAUUCGUGUCAAGCUUGUCGUAGGCAAGAAAAACGCAGGUCCGACUGUUACCGUGCCAUCGAAACGAUCGCACACCGAAGAUGAAGACGACGAAGACGAGGACCAAGAAGACCAGCUUAUUGACGACGACGACGAUGUCAGCGCUAAACCAUCCAAGGCGCCUGCGCGUCCCGUAGAAACGACGCCUAAACGCAAGGCUCCGGUGAAGAGAAAGUCGAAGAAGAUAGAGAAAAAGGGGUCAGAAGAGAAGCAGGAAAAACCGGUACCACUGCCUCCACCGCCUUCGUUGCCAGAGGAAGGGUUUGACCCAAAUCAUAUAUCCUUGACUGUCGCCCCUCCAGUAGAGCCAGCAUCGGCACCUCCCAAGGGCAUGAAGAAGAAACCUGCAGCGAAGAAGGCGCCUGCGAAACCCAAAGCUACCAAACCUCCAAAGGUGAAGAAUGUCCUGCCUCAACUUGCUGACGAUGCUGGCGUGCUGAGCGAAGGGGGAUUUACUGGCACUGCUGCUUCAUCACCCGUAACGACUCAUUUCGCUAAUAGCCCUGACCCAGAACUAGGAGAUGCUCCUGGCGAAGAAAUCAACAUUGAGGCCCUUCUUCUCCCAGUAUACCCGCUUCCGACAAAACCUUUUCCCGUCCAACCUCCUCCCAAAAUCAGUUCCGGAUUUGCUCCUGUCAUGCCGCUAGACAGGAGCGGUAAAAAAGUGCGAUUAUGGCGCGUAGCCAACAGAGAGAUUCGAGGUAUUGCUGGAGGUCGUUGGUUUGCUCACGCAUGGGUUGGCGAAAAGGAUUCGGAAUACGCUGGUUCUAAAGCCAGCGAGGGCUCGUUGACUAUUCCAAAGUUACCGGCUGUGCUUUCGGCAUCAGGAAAGGGUAAAGGAAAAGUGAAUAAAGCACUUUCUCUGACGGGGACUUCGCGGUCAGGAUCACUUGUUCCUGAGGGGCCAACUAUUCCUGGCGUCCGUAAUCUCACAAAAAUGCGAAAUAGCAUGCAGUUCCCACCACCGCCAUCGUCCGAAGCAGGAGAUUCUGAUAUGAUGGGGCCGGGGUGAUGGCCCAUUAUCUUACAGUAUUCCGUAUAUAGCUUUGUAUAACCAUUCUUUCAUUCCGGGGACUGUCGUUACUUGUUAUCUAUGCACUAUAUAAUUUAUUACAGCCUUAUACUAUUAUCUCUAUGUUGACAUGACGUCGCAG
This is a messenger RNA of Guyanagaster necrorhizus, 1320 nucleotides long. RefSeq lists its product as uncharacterized. NCBI's taxonomy places the organism in Eukaryota, Fungi, Basidiomycota, Agaricomycetes, Agaricales, Physalacriaceae. The transcript is spliced from 4 exons. The record is from RefSeq and is a predicted model, not a curated record. The coding region runs from base 45 to 1178 and encodes 377 amino acids.